This is a messenger RNA of Cladophialophora psammophila CBS 110553, 690 nucleotides long. RefSeq lists its product as uncharacterized. Lineage: Eukaryota; Fungi; Ascomycota; Eurotiomycetes; Chaetothyriales; Herpotrichiellaceae. The record is from RefSeq and is a predicted model, not a curated record. Bases 1 to 690 code for a protein of 229 amino acids. The transcript has a single exon.
AUGGAUCAUCGAUUCUUCAGGCGGUGGCUCUGGCCUUCGACACCAAAAAAAGCAUCACAAACAUUUCGAGUUCACACCAAGCUCAACUCAGAAGAAGCGCUCCGCAGAUUCCUCAAGAUUCGAGACAGCCUCCAAAUGACCAAACAGGAAAUCGUCGACAUCUGCCGAAUGCUAGAAGAAGAUGGCCAACUGCAAGCAGCUUUGUUCAAGGCGGACACUGAGCUUUUGGUUACCAUCCUGGCUGUACGCACUUACAAAGUCGGGGAGAGAGAGUAUAUCGGGACGGCAGUGCUUGCUUUGGAGGACUUGAUGUCGCGAACAAGGACGCUGUUUCUGAAGGCACACCCAGCCGUCCGCAGCUACCGAGGCUCAACGCCGAGCGAACUCCAUUUCCUUGCGAGGACCCUGGCCCAGGAGAUCCACCAGAGCAUCAAAUGCUUGGCUAGUAUGCGCGAGCAGGUGCGGAACGAGGUUUAUCCUGACGAUGCUGCAAGCGUUGAGGUCCAGACCAACUGGAGAGCAUGGAUUUGCCAACUGUACGGGGGAGGAAGCAAUAGCGGCAGAGGAAUGAAGGCGGAGAGUGGCAACAGUGUCCAGCGGGCGAAAGAACAUCAUGAGAGGGAGCACCUGUUCACGAGAAACGGGUGGGAGCACAACGGAGGACGUUGUCGGUGUCUGGACUAUCAAUGA